Emiliania huxleyi CCMP1516 is the source of this 795-nucleotide messenger RNA. RefSeq lists its product as hypothetical. The record is from RefSeq and is a predicted model, not a curated record. NCBI's taxonomy places the organism in Eukaryota, Haptophyta, Isochrysidales, Noelaerhabdaceae. Bases 12 to 698 code for a protein of 228 amino acids. The transcript has a single exon.
UGCAGCCGCUGAUGGACGCGCGCGGGCCGCUGGCGGACAUCUUCCACGCCUCGGACGCGGCGCCGGACGGGCUGGUCGAGCGGGUGGCAAGAGCCGUCGCCGCCGUGCCUCGCUUCGCCGGCUGGCUGGCCGACGAGGCUGCCGCGGUGGAGCCGGGGCUCGUGUCUGUGUACGCGGCUCGAGCUUGCCUCCCGGCGCUUGGCGGAAGCCGCCUGACGCCGCUGCGAGCCAUGCCUCCCGCGCCGUUUGGCGGCGGCGGCGGCAAGGGCGGCGGCAAGGGCGGCGGCAAGGGCGGUGGCAAGGGCGGCGUCGGUGUCUGCGUCGCACGGCAGGAGCCAGACACGGGCGGCGCGGCGCUCGAGCGGUGGGCGUGGGAGGGGACAGGCGAGGGGCCGGCCUCGGGACGCGCGGCGGCCGCUCCGGUCACGGCGCGGCGCGGCAGCGAGCUCCUCCGGGUGCUCCUCCCCGACCUCGAGGAGGGCGAGGAGGUGGCGGCCACGGCGGCGGCCUCCGUGGCUGCCACGGUGGCGCCUCCGGUCCCGUGCGACGCCACGCCGCCGGUGUCGGUUCUCGCCGGUCGGCUGGCUGCGCUGCACAGCCAGGCGCAGGCGACCGCGCCGCCCUCGCCCGGCCAACUCCCUCUCCCACCGCCCAGCUUCCAAGUGCCGGCGCGCGCCGCCGCCCGGAGCCCGAGGUAAAACUCGCGAUGUGUGCAAGUUUACUUUCCACAACACAGCACACAUGCUGAGGUGACGCAGUCUCGUGAACCGUGCGCAUGACUUACGAAACACGGCG